AUGGAACUGUUACAAGAACUUCAUUCCAAAAAUUUACUUCCAUCGUUGUUUGUUUUCGACCUUGACUUUACAUCGUGGCCACUAUGGAUCGACUGCGUCUCGGGUCCUCCUUUUAAAGCGGAUCCAUCUAAUCCCUAUACUGUCACUAUCAGUUCUGGUAAACCCAUUCGAUUAUAUCCCGACCUCCCAAAGAUUUUCCACCUGAUAAAAUGCUUUCCUGAUGUCAAGAUUGGGGUGGCAUCUCGCACCCAUAGAGGGGAUUGGGCUCGAGAGGUGAUGUCGAUAAUGCCCUUUCCCGAACUAAAUGACCAAGGAGAGAUUAUUUCCCGGGAAAACAAUGGGAAGUCAAAAGAUAAAUAUCGCACCUUUGCUGACGUAGUUGACUACGCCGAAAUAUACUCAGGCACCAAGUUAAAGCAUUUUCAGUCAUUGCACAAGACCACGGGAAUUCCGUAUGAUAAAAUGAUAUUUUUUGACGACGAAACGAGAAACAAAGAAGUAGAGGUACGGCUGGGUGUGCACUUUGCCUAUGUUUCCGACGGCAUCAGUUUGGAGUUGUUUUGUGACGCGCUUAAGGAGUUUGCAUUCAGAACGAAGGACUGA
Molecule: messenger RNA, 603 nt
Organism: Acaulospora morrowiae
Lineage: Eukaryota; Fungi; Glomeromycota; Glomeromycetes; Diversisporales; Acaulosporaceae
Source: the annotation of a GenBank genome assembly